AACAGUAGGAGGAGGAUGAGCCGUGGGACCGCCCCACUCUCCCACAGAUAUAAAUAGGAGGUGGAUUUUUUUACUCCACUCAUUUCUCCUGAAGGAUGAGAUCCCUGAAACACCUCAAACAUCACUCCAGGAACAAUGUGGAGGAGGAGAGUAGCCGCCUGGUGCGAACCUACCCCAAGAUGACUGAGAGCCAAGUGGAUGUGGGGACGCAGACCGAGCCUGUGGUGGUGCUUUCUCUGGCUCAGGCAGCUGUUCUCGGUCUCAUCUCCCAGAAUGAAAUCUUUGGGGCCACCAUUGCUCCUAAUGGCUUUUACACUGGGGAGACAAGAGAGUGCCCCCCUCCGCCACCUGAAGCAAUGGAGUAUGAGUACGCUGAUCAGCUGAUCGGGGCCAACGGGGACUACCUAGCUGAGCCUGCUGGGGAGCCGGAGCCCCAGCCCCACUGCAGUGAAAGAAGACGACCGGGGCCCCGGGGGAGGACCAAAAGGCCCAGGAACGACGGAGAAUUAGAGGGUCGUCUGCAGAAAGCACCGAGUCCACAGGCUCAGGUUAAAGGUGAAAGACUUGAGUCCGAUACCCCUCCUUCCUGCAUUCACAUGAAAGGCAGGCAUAGCCCUGGCAAGUCAGAGGAUCCAGUCACCCAACAAGGGUCUCUGAAAGAGGAGCAGGCCUGUGGAAACUGUGCCUCGUGUGUGAGAGAUACACCCAGGCGACAAACAGACAGACAGCCAGAGGAGGUACAAGAAGAGAGCACUGGUAGAGACAGAGAGAGGAAAGAAGAGAAGCUGGUGGUGGCAGAAGAAGAAGAGGAGGAAGCACUAAACCUCAAGACCAGCGGAGAGACUGGCAGUCCUCUGGAGAGCCGCUAUUAUGAGUCCAAUGAGGUGGCCUAUGAGCCUGCUGACAUGUCCCUGCCAGGGGAGUAUGAGGAAAACGGCCAGGCCAUGCUGUGGUCAGACCCAGAGGGGCUCGCCAGGCGGAUGCAGAUUGAUCGGCUGGACAUCAACGUGCAGAUUGAUGAGUCCUACUGCGUAGACGUGGGAGAGGGCCUGAAGCGCUGGAAGUGCCGCAUGUGUGAGAAGUCAUACACAUCCAAAUACAACCUCGUUACUCACAUCCUGGGCCAUAAUGGAAUUAAGCCUCACGAAUGUCUACACUGUGGAAAGCUCUUCAAGCAGCCGAGCCACCUCCAGACUCACCUGCUCACCCACCAGGGAACCCGGCCUCACAAGUGCACUGUUUGUGAGAAGGCCUUUACGCAGACCAGCCACCUGAAGAGGCACAUGCUGCAGCAUUCAGACGUCAAGCCCUACAGCUGUCGCUUCUGUGGCCGUGGCUUUGCCUACCCCAGUGAGCUGAGGACGCACGAGAACAAACACGAGAAUGGCCAGUGCCACGUCUGCACCCAGUGUGGUCUGGAGUUCCCAACCUAUGCGCACCUGAAGCGCCACCUGACCAGCCAUCAGGGCCCCACCACGUACCAGUGCACAGAGUGCCACAAGUCCUUCGCCUACCGCAGCCAGCUGCAGAACCACUUGAUGAAGCACCAGAACGUGCGGCCCUACGUUUGCCCCGAGUGUGGCAUGGAGUUUGUCCAGAUCCACCACCUUCGACAACACGCUCUCACUCACAAGGGUAUGAAAGAAUUCAAGUGUGACGUCUGUGCCAGGGAGUUCACCCUGUCGGCCAACCUGAAGAGGCACAUGCUGAUCCAUGCCAGCGUGAGGCCCUUCCAGUGCCACGUCUGCUUCAAGACCUUCGUCCAGAAGCAGACGCUUAAAACACACAUGAUUGUCCACCUUCCGGUCAAGCCUUUCAAGUGCAAGGUUUGCGGAAAGUCGUUCAACAGAAUGUACAACCUCCUCGGCCACAUGCAUCUCCACGCCGGCAGCAAGCCCUUCAAGUGCCCUUACUGCAGCAGCAAGUUCAACCUGAAGGGCAACCUCAGCCGACACAUGAAGGUGAAACACGGAAUCAUGGACUCCUCAAUAGACGGACAUGAACCCCCCCAAGACACAGAAGGCCAAGAGGACUAUGAAGAGGAGAGCUUUGAAUUCAGCGAGCGAGAAAACCGGGCAAACAACAACAACACACCAGACAUUGCUAAACUAUCACAAAUGGAGUACUACAGCACCUAUGGGAAGGGCGCAGGGCGUUUCAGCACUGCAUGAAUUAUUAAAAUGACCCCACAUUCAAUAUAAGUGUGAACUAAUGAAAUGGGGAUUUUUUAUUUUUUGUUGUUUUUGGUUUGUUUCUUUUUUUUUCUUUGCUGUUAAAGGCAUAGUGCUUUUGUUGUUCUUCGAGGGCAUGAAGAGGCCCAGCAAACUGCACAUUCAUAUGCACUGGAAUUACUCGUAAUGCUACUAAAUUUGAAAAUGUAUACUUUUUAACGUAAUUACAUAUUUUUCAUCUCUAAAAAACAUUGCAAAUCUACUGAAUACAUAUUAUAUUUGAGAAAAGUGAACCGUCAUAAAUAGAGAAGAGGAAAGUAAAAGAAUCUAUAUAAAUACUUUGCUUAAAAAUGGGAACAUCACCUGAACCUAAUUUGAAAAAGCAUCAAAGCAUAUGGUGAUGUCAUGGUGCACUUACUCAUUCAGUCUGCUGGGGUGAACUAAUGUGAAGGGUUAAAGAAGGGAACAAGUUUUACUCCUCUUCUCACUUGCCAAUGCUUUUCAAGUUGCAGAGGUUAACAAUUCACUUUGAUUUAUACUGUGACAAAUUCAAUUUGAGGUCUGCAAAAUUUCAAUCUGUGUUUUAUUGUAUAUUGUUGUACAGGAUGUAUCAGUCCUCUUGUAUGAUGGCUGCGUUGCACCGAGGACCACUGUGUCUACUUUUUAGGUUUCUGCAUUAACAAGCAUCACUCUGUAUUAAGCUCUCCUCUAUGAAUGUAAUUGUUUCUGUGGAAUGUUUCAAGAUACUAAUGAAAAGAAAAAUCCAAACAGCCCUUUUUUUUUUACAUGGUCGUACCCCUUUACCAAAGAAUUGGAUCAAAUCUAGCAGCUACAGGAAACGUCAGCCUCUUCCUCGAUGUUGUGUAGAGCUGGGACAUUGGAUUUCUUGGGGUUUCAGUCAAAGACCUCAUGAAAUUACAUUCAGGUUCCCCUCCCAUCUGUAGAUCUCUUCAAAAGAUUACCGCAGAGAACGGACUAUGGUACAGCUUCUCGCUCAGCACACCUCACCAUUUUCCCUCCAUCUAGGCCUUUACGAGACAAGACUGCAACAUUUUUCAAAAAGCAAUGCAAACCCUGCAUUCACAUUGCAGUUCUGCUUUUUAUAAUGGAUGAAUCUCAACAAGAAUUGUCCCAAAAAACUCGGACAGAAAUAUUAAGUGCCCCAGUGUGUCUGCGAGAGCGUGCCAUCCAUCAUGCUGCACACUGGUCUCAAGUGAUGAACGACAACCUCCCAACAUGUGACAGGGCCAUGGACCUCAUGGAAAAUGAUUUGGGAAAUGCUCAAUCUAUUCAGUUUCCCAGUGCUUAGCUUUUCAAACUUGUAACCUGCAAGGUAUCCAUUUGCGAUGUUGAUAUAGCGCAUUUAAAAAAAAAUUAAAAUGCUAAUUAGUGUGCAUUUUUCAGCUUCUGUGUUCACUCCAUCACUGUUUUAGUGAUGUUACAAAGGGAAAGAUGUUCAGCUAUCUGUAUUUGACAUUAAUUGUGGAGAUCAUGUGGAUAGAAAUGUAUGUAUACUGUUGUGUACCAGACAAUACUGUAAAAUAAUAAAUUUAUUUACCUUUAAAAGAAA
Molecule: messenger RNA, 3741 nt
Organism: Scophthalmus maximus (turbot)
Lineage: Eukaryota; Metazoa; Chordata; Actinopteri; Pleuronectiformes; Scophthalmidae
Gene: znf710a
Product: zinc finger protein 710a
Exons: 5
Coding region: 96-2171 (691 amino acids)
Cellular component (GO): nucleus
Source: RefSeq, a predicted model, not a curated record